Molecule: messenger RNA, 1584 nt
Organism: Sinocyclocheilus rhinocerous
Lineage: Eukaryota; Metazoa; Chordata; Actinopteri; Cypriniformes; Cyprinidae
Product: F-box/LRR-repeat protein 14-like
Exons: 1
Biological process (GO): SCF-dependent proteasomal ubiquitin-dependent protein catabolic process
Cellular component (GO): SCF ubiquitin ligase complex
Molecular function (GO): protein binding
Source: RefSeq, a predicted model, not a curated record
UACACGGCGUGGAGAGACGCCUCGUACCAUAAAUCCGUCUGGAGAGGAGUAGAAGCCAAACUCCACCUGAGAAGAGCAAACCCAUCGCUGUUCCCCAGCCUCCAAACCAGAGGCAUCAAGAAAGUCCAGAUCCUCAGCCUGAGGCGCAGCCUUAGCUACGUUAUCCAGGGCAUGCCCAGCAUCGAGAGCCUUAACUUGAGCGGAUGCUACAACCUAACGGAUAACGGCCUGGGACAUGCGUUCGUGCAGGACAUCCCGUCACUGAGGAUGCUCAACCUGAGCCUGUGCAAACAGAUCACCGAUUCCAGUUUGGGCAGGAUCGCGCAGUAUCUAAAGAACCUGGAGCUGCUGGAUCUGGGCGGGUGUAGUAAUAUCACCAACACGGGGUUGUUGCUUAUCGCCUGGGGCCUUCAUAGUCUCAAAAGCCUGAAUUUGAGAAGCUGCAGACACGUUUCGGACGUAGGCAUCGGACACCUGGCCGGCAUGACGCGCAGCGCCGCGGAGGGCUGCUUGAGUUUGGAGCACCUCACUUUGCAGGACUGUCAGAAACUGACCGAUUUGUCGCUCAAGCACAUUUCUAAGGGCCUAAACAAGCUGAAAGUCCUAAACCUGAGCUUUUGCGGUGGCAUAUCCGACGCUGGCAUGAUCCACCUGUCACACAUGACCCAGCUCUGGACUCUGAACUUGCGCUCGUGCGAUAACAUUAGCGAUACGGGAAUCAUGCAUCUCUCCAUGGGCGCUUUGAGGCUGUACGGGCUGGAUGUGUCGUUUUGCGACAAAGUGGGCGACCAGAGCCUGGCUUACAUCGCGCAGGGCUUGUACCAGCUCAAGUCCCUGUCGCUUUGUUCGUGCCACAUCAGCGACGACGGGAUCAACCGGAUGGUCCGGCAGAUGCACGAGCUCAAGACGCUGAACAUCGGCCAGUGCGUGCGGAUCACGGACAAGGGCCUCGAGCUCAUAGCGGAUCACCUGACGCAGCUGACCGGCAUAGACCUGUACGGCUGUACCAAAAUAACGAAAAGAGGACUGGAGAGAAUCACGCAGCUGCCCUGCCUUAAGGUGUUGAACUUGGGACUUUGGCAAAUGACCGAGGACAAGGGUUUAGGAGACUCGUCUGAGAUCCUGCCCUGCUACACCUCCUAACUACCUCAGCGUCGCCAGCGAUGUCUUGGUUUUUCUAGAGACGUGUAUUAUUUUAUGAAGACGUCGUGUACUUUGUUACUAAGCCUGUUCGGAAAAGAGGCUUGAUGUAGUUCAAAUUGAAUCAGCAAUAAAACACUGAACAGCCUUGCUAAUGUUAUGCAGUCUGACGGUUCCCUUUGAAUGCCUUUGUGUUUUUCUGUACUUUAUUUUAGAGCUUCAUAUUGAGGUAAAAAUGUAUUUUAUUCUCAUUUCCACUGACAAACCCUUUUUGUCACUGCCUUUAAUAGUAUUUAUCCUGAAAUACCAGCGUUAUACUGUAAACUGAAGAGGAAAAAAUGUUUACCAUGUGCGUGGACAAGGACGGAAAACUUGCUUGUUGGUUUUAUGUGAUUCCUCCCUGGUAAAAUGGAACAUAUGCAAUUUAAAUUUUGUUUAAAAAAA